AUGAAGGAUCCAUAUUUCAUGAUGACACUUCUUAUUUCAGGUCCUAAGUCUCCCGGCAAUGAUAUAGAUGUAUACUUGCAACCAAUGAUUGAAGAGUUAAAAGAAUUGUGGGAGGGGGUGGAGACUUAUGAUGCAUACUCAAAAACUAAUUUUAUGAUGCGUGUGGCUAUCAUGUGGACGAUUAAUGACUUUCCUGCAUACGGGAACCUUUCAGGAUGGUCAACCAAAGGUAAACUUGCAUGUCCUUGUUGCCAUAAAGACACACAAUCGGUUUCUUUACAUAGUAAGUUGUGUUAUAUGGGUCAUCGUCGCUUUCUUCCAAUGGACCAUCCAUGGCGUAAAAAUAGGAGGUUAUUUGAUGGGAAAAUAGAGAUGGGUGUUGCACCUAAUCCCUUAACAGGUGACAAAGCACUUGAGCAAUUACAAAGUUUGAGAAAUGUGACUUAUGGUAAAGGGCAAAAGCGUAAUGUUCCCAAUGAUGCUUACAAUUGGAGGAAGAAAAGUAUUUUUUUCGAAUUGCCUUAUUGGAAGACUCUUAUGUUACGACAUAACUUGGAUGUAAUGCACAUAAAAAGAAAUGUGUCUGAUAAUAUUGUAUCUACUGUGAUGAAUAUGGCUGGAAAGACAAAGGACACAGUGAAAAGUAGAUAUGACUUGGUGGAUCUUGGAAUCAGGCAAGGGUUGCACCCAAUUGAAGAUGGGAAUAAUGUUUUAUUACCGGCAGCAUGCUAUGCAUUAUUCCCAGAUGAGAAGUUGAAGGCAUGCACUUUCUUAGCUAAUUUGAAGGUUCCUGAUGCCUUUUCAUCAAACAUUUCAAGGUGUGUCAACAUACAAGACAAAAGGAUACAUGGAUUGAAAAGUCAUGAUCACCACUUAUUGUUGCAAGAUAUUUUUCCAGUAGCUAUACGUGGCUUGUUGCCCAAAGAAGUGUGUGAACCAAUUAUAGCAUUAGAAUUUUUUUUCAAGAAUCUAUGCUCUAAGUGCUUGACAAUUGAAGAUCUUAAUAUCCUAGAGGCUGAAAUUCCUAUCAUAUUAUGCAAACUUCAAAUUGUUUUUCUUCCGGCGUUCUUUGAUGUUAUGGUUCAUUUGCCAAUUCACUUGGCAAGAGAGGCAAAGCUUGGUGGACCAGUUCAAAAUCGAUGGAUGUACCCUUUUGAGAGGUACAUGGGAACACUUAAGUCAUAUGUUCGAAACCAAAAUUGUCCAGAAGGUUCAAUUGCAGAAGAUCUUGCGACUGCACAAGGAAAUGCAAAUGAUGAGCUCAUAAGCUUAGCAAUCGGUCCUAGACCAGUGGUGCAUCGAUAUUCCACAUUGAUGGUGAAUGGAUUUAGAUUCCAAACGAAAGAUCUUGAAUCAAGAAGAAAAACGCAGAACAAUAGGAUUCUUGUGAGAGGAGAUGAUUCAGACUUUGAGAAGGAGUACUAUGGCGUAUUAGAGGACAUUUACGAGUUGUCGUAUCUGGGAAAUAGAAAAUCUGAACAAGUCUUCUAUGUCAAUGACAUGGUUGAUAAAGAUUGGCUUGUUGUUUUAAAGACAAGUCCUCGCGACCUUUUUAAUAUGCCUGAAGAGGAUGAUAAUUGCAUAAAUGUUGAAGAUGAAGCAUUACAGAAUGGAGAAGCUUAUCAACAAGAGGAAGCUGAAUUUAAUAUGGAGCGUAAUGGUGAUCAAGAAAAUGAUAUUUUAGUGUCUGUACACAGGGAUGAUGUUGAACCUCACAUCAUUAAUUAUGAUCAUGCAAUAGAACAAGCUGGGACAAGUGGGUAUAAUGAAGAAGAUGGUUUCAUUAAUGAUAAUGAUAUAGAUAUGACCGAAGAUGAAGAAACCGAAGAAGAGAUAUUUGAUGAUAAUGAAGGAGAGGAUAGUGAUAUGGACUGA
Molecule: messenger RNA, 1875 nt
Organism: Nicotiana tabacum (common tobacco)
Lineage: Eukaryota; Viridiplantae; Streptophyta; Magnoliopsida; Solanales; Solanaceae
Source: RefSeq, a predicted model, not a curated record